Silurus meridionalis is the source of this 1620-nucleotide messenger RNA. RefSeq names its product adenosine deaminase tRNA specific 1 (gene adat1). Gene Ontology annotation, biological process: RNA processing. Gene Ontology annotation, molecular function: adenosine deaminase activity; RNA binding. The record is from RefSeq and is a predicted model, not a curated record. Lineage: Eukaryota; Metazoa; Chordata; Actinopteri; Siluriformes; Siluridae. The transcript is spliced from 9 exons. The coding region runs from base 61 to 1518 and encodes 485 amino acids.
CAUAGACCGGAAGUUGUGUGUGUUUUGUUCCGGUGCGCAGUGUACGCGCUGGAGUUUUGAAUGGAAUGUGUGCGUGAGUGCAGUCAGUCUGUUUCCGGGACACACGUGGGACAGGCGGCGCUGCUCGGGACAGAGGGGGACAUGUGGGACCCGGAUGAAGUGGCCCGGGUGUGUUAUGAGCGCUACAACGCGCUGCCCCGCAGAGGGAAACCGGAAGGAGGUCGCGAGUGGACGCAGCUCGCGGCGGUGGUUCAGGUCACGCGCUGCCCGGAUACACACUGCGUGCUGAAGGAGGUGGUGGCUUUGGGGACAGGAACCAAGUGUAUAGGACGCAGUGCCAUGAGCCCUAAAGGUGACGUCCUGAAUGACAGCCAUGCGGAGGUGAUCGCACGGAGGAGCUGCUUACGAUACCUGAUGGAGCAGCUGUGUGUGGUGAUGAGAGGAGGUCACAGCUCGGUGUUCUGUCGUGCCGAUCAGACGGGGAAGUGGAGGAUUCGUCCUGACGUCUCAUUUCUGUUCUUCUGCAGUCAUACACCAUGUGGAGACGCUUCCAUCAUUCCCAUGACGGAGAGCAAGACUCAGCAACGCCCCCUGCUCCCACCAGCCAAUCAGGAGUCAGCGCAUGGAGACAGGAAGCGGAGUGCUGAGAGUGAGACGUCUGGAGUGAGGAAGCGUCUCAGAGUAAACAGAGAGAGGGACGUCGGUGAUGACGGAAUGAGUGUAGCAUUGGGAAGUGUGUGUGUGGAGGUGAGCUUGGCUGAGCAGGUGUGUGACGUGCACCGCACGGGGGCGAAGUGUGUCCCUGGGAUGCCGAGUGACCCGCGAGGUCCAGGGCGGGACUUUCAUACUGUGGGUGCUCUGAGGGUGAAACCAGGCCGUGGAGAACCCACACUCACUCUCUCCUGCAGCGACAAACUGAGCCGCUGGUGCACGCUUGGCUUCCAGGGGGCGCUGCUGAGCCACUUCCUGCAGGGAGGCAUGUACUUCAGUGCCGUGGUGCUGGGAAAGUGUCCUUACAGCCCACACGCCCUUCACCGGGCCAUCAGCAGAUGUGCGAGUGUGACGGGUCUGCCAGCUGGAUUCUCUCCACACACUCCUGAGCUUCUGCAGUCCAGCGUGGAGUUCACACACGGCCGCACACACACACUGCAAUCCCAUGAUGCCUUACAGCAGGGCCGCGUGGUGCCGUGUGGAGCCGCCAUAAGCUGGUGUAGCGUCUCCUCUCAGCCUCUGGAUGUCACUGCUAACGGCUACAAACAGGGUGUGACCAAGAAAUCUCUGGGAACUCCACAGGCUCGAUCGUUAGUAAGUAAAGUGGAGCUUUUUCACUCCUUCCUCAAGCUACUGGAGUUAACAGAUGACUCUGAGCUUCCAGACUCUCUCAGGGGAAAAGAUCUGAGCUCAUAUUUGGACUAUAAAGUAGCAGCAGAUGAAUACCAGCAGGCUUGGACUGGACUGCGCACACAAGUGUUCACUCUGUGGCCUCAGAGCCCUCGAGAGCUACUGCACUUCACCUGAGACACACACACACACAUUGUGGAUUUCAUUUUAUCGCCAUGACAACGGCUCACCUUUAAAUCGUGUAACUUGUAAAUGUUAUAAAUUGUUUUGAAUAUUAAA